UUGUCCAUGAAUGCAGCAUUGCUAUUAGCUUAUAUAUUAUAGCCAAGAAGCUAUACGCUGCUAUUCAGAUUAGUUUUUAGAUUAUCGAUCAUAACAGUUAUGUCUUUUAAAAGAGAAGGUGAUGAUAAAAGCCAGCUGAAUCUCCUUAAGAAACGUCGUGUGGCAGACCUUUUGUCUAAUUUUAUUCCAGAAGAUGAGGCUGCUCUUAUGAAAAACGGAAGGUACACUUGCCUUGUGUGUUCCUACCGUCCUGUGUUUGAUACAGUCGACAUGUUGGCAGUCCACAGAAAAGGAAAGAGGCAUCUAGACGGGCUAAAAGCAUUUUAUGGCAAGAAAGCACGGCUGAAGACUGAAAUAACAAAACGGCAACAUGAAAACUAUGUCCAGGCUGAAGAAAAAAGGCAGGAGCCCUCCAGUUCAGCCCCAUUACUAGCACAAACACGGAAGCUCACCCAUCAUGCUUUGCUGAAAACGGUACCAUAUAACAGCUGCCAUAGAAAAACCAGUACAAAAUCUGAAAAAGUGACAGCAAGCACCAGCUCAAACCCCAGUGACAACAUGACAUCUGCAUGCUGGGAGUCUGGCAUUUCAGUGAACACGUCACAAAGCAACUCUACUGUCUGUUCAACAGCCAAUAACGAGCCACAUCCAUCAAAAGAUACUGCCGAAUGUCAGGCUGCAGAGAGACAGGAGGCUGAACCCAUUACUGCUCAGAGGAAGAGGGAGCUGGAGCACUAUCUCAAACUGAAAAGUGACGGGUGGCUGCAAGACCACAGCGGCAAGUGGGUUAAAGACGAGAAUGUCGAGUUUGAUUCAGAUGAGGAAGAGCCGCUCACGCUUGCCCCAGCGCCUGCAAAUAAAUGAGAGCACCAGAAUGGUGUGGACACACAGAUAAAACCUGUACCACAGUGGUACGUUCACGAGGCACAGUGCUGCAUAAAACAGACAGCUCAAUGUGAAAACAAAAAUUUAACAGAUUUAUUCUGUUCAUCAGCCUUUUUAUGUUUUGUUUUUGUUUUUUUUGUUGUUUUGUUGUUUGUUUGUUUGUUUUUUUAAAGCUACUGAGUGUUCAGCGUCGAACUAUUUCUUCCAUCCAGGAUGUGAUCAAUAGAGGUUGCUACAGAGUCAGUCUUUAUUCAAGUGACAACUUUUCAUAUCCAGUUAUAUUUUAUGCUUAAGGCUGAACCUUUGUUGGCUUAUCAUAGUCCACCCUGAAAAGCAUUGAGUUGCAGGAAAGUGACAAGAAUUAACCAAUGGUCUCUGAAUUUGAGUACUUAUAUUCUCUAACAGCUUACUUAUCAGGGAGGAAAUCCCUCUACACCCAUAAAGAGUCCUGAAUGGAAGAGUCUGAAAUCGUUUACACCUGUGACAGAGACAAACCACUCAGUUACCGGCACUUUUCCUUAAAAUGUUCUGUGAAUAUUUUUUGUUACAUUAAAAUCCAACACCGCUCCUCCAAUCUGUUGAAAAGAUUUGUGUAAUGUGACCUCUGCUUGUGACCCUCCCCCCCGACAGGUUGUGCUUCUUCAUGCGGGAAGAGCAAGUUUGUCCCAAAGAUGUGUUAAGAUUUGGCUCUUUUGUCUGCUGCAUGUUUGAUUCCCUACUUGCACAAGCAGAUUAAGGUAACAUCAGAAUUCUGGGGAAGGUGAUGUUGGAAAGAUUCAUAUUCAAUACGACUGACCAAACUCUUCAUGUUAUUAAGAAGUUGGAAAAUACUCAAAUUGGCAUUUGCCUGAUUAUCUGGCAGAAAUUCAGAACAUUUUUAAAAUCUGUAUAGAAUUUAUACAUUAAAACAUCUGCCUUAGCUUUAAAGACAUAAAGAUUAAGACUGAAAAAGUCAUCCUGGACUGUUGAACAACUUUCUUCUUUUGUGGUGGAUCACUCACAAAACAUUGUCCCAACAUAUGUGAUAGCUCUGUUUUUUAAAACUUGUUAUUGUGAUGUAGUUGGGGGUUUGUGUUCAUUAAAUGAAAUUAGUUUUAUAAGAAAA
This is a messenger RNA of Maylandia zebra (zebra mbuna), 1990 nucleotides long. RefSeq names its product sodium channel modifier 1 (gene scnm1). NCBI's taxonomy places the organism in Eukaryota, Metazoa, Chordata, Actinopteri, Cichliformes, Cichlidae. The record is from RefSeq and is a predicted model, not a curated record. Gene Ontology annotation, biological process: RNA splicing. Gene Ontology annotation, cellular component: nucleus.